CCCCCUCCCCGCCCUCCCCUCCUUUCUUUCGGCUCCCCCUCCCCCCUCUCCCCCCUUUCCCUCUCCGGUUGUCACAAGCCCGUCCCCGGCUGUAGCACGCCCCUACCAUGGCCCAAAACGACUAUAUUGAGUUGGCCCAGAAGCGCCAUGGCCAGCGCUUCGACCACGCCGAGCGCACCCGCAAGCGCAAGGCCCGCGAGGUCCACAAGCAGUCGCAGUUCGCCCAGAAGGUCCACGGCCUGCGCGCCAAGCUGCACAACCGCAAGCGCCGCGUCGAGAAGAUCCAGAUGAAGAAGACCAUCAAGAUGCACGAGGAGCGUGCCACCACCAAGCGCGACGACGACGCCGUCCCCGAUGGCGCCAUCCCCGCCUACCUCAUGGACCGCGAGGGCGUCAACCGGUCCAAGGUCCUGUCCAACAUGAUCAAGCAGAAGCGCAAGGAGAAGGCCGGCAAGUGGUCCGUCCCCCUGCCCAAGGUCCGCGGCAUGUCCGAGGAGGAGGUCUUCAAGGUUGUCAAGAGUGGCAAGCGCAAGUCCAACUCCUACAAGCGCAUGGUCACCAAGGUGACCUUCGUCGGCGAGGGCUUCACCCGCAAGCCCCCCAAGUUCGAGCGCUUCAUCCGGCCCAUGGGCCUGCGCUUCAAGAAGGCCCACGUCACCCACCCCGAGCUGCGCACCACCUUCAACCUGCCCAUCAUCGGCGUCAAGAAGAACCCCAACUCCGCCCUCUACACCCAGCUCGGUGUCAUCACCAAGGGUACCAUCAUCGAGGUCAAUGUCUCGGAGCUUGGUCUCGUCACCACCGGCGGCAAGGUCGUCUGGGGCAAGUACGCCCAGGUCACCAACAACCCGGAGAACGACGGCUGCAUCAAUGCCGUGCUCCUGGUCUAAGCGAGAGGCUGCCCAUAUCGCGCAUGCGCGCGCCUCCUUGUUUUUCCUGCCCUCUCUCGGGCGGGAGACCGACCGAAAGAUGGUCCCCUCCCCUUCUCAGAGCAUAGGCGAAAGUGCGCGCCGCCGGGUGCGUGUGCGUUUCUCCCCCCCCCCCCCACCCUGGUGUGCGCAUGUGUGGCGGCGGCCGUUAGAGAGAUUUGUGCCGCCCUCGCCCCUCCCCCCCCCCCUCC
Fonticula alba is the source of this 1120-nucleotide messenger RNA. RefSeq names its product ribosome biogenesis protein N. The transcript is spliced from 6 exons. Gene Ontology annotation, cellular component: preribosome, large subunit precursor; nucleolus. The record is from RefSeq and is a predicted model, not a curated record. Gene Ontology annotation, biological process: maturation of LSU-rRNA; maturation of 5.8S rRNA. The coding region runs from base 108 to 890 and encodes 260 amino acids. NCBI's taxonomy places the organism in Eukaryota, Rotosphaerida, Fonticulaceae.